AUGCUGAUUUGGCGACGAAGCUCCAAACCACAAAUCUGAGUGGGGGUACACAAAUGACAGAUCCAACGGCUGAUAUUAAGUCAUCCACGCUGUCAACAAGACGUGGCAACGAUUCGAUCCAAACCAAGUGCACGUGUCACUCUCUAGAGCUUUCUCUCUUCGUAAAAAAAUUAAAAAAAAUGAAAAAUGAAUAAAGAUAAAUUGCUAUUUUCAUUUCAGACAAAGGAGAAGAGCGCAGAAGAAUUUCUUGCAAGUUUUUAUUUUAUUUUUCUCUCAAAUUGCUCGUGUUUUGCAAUUAAUAGGACGGCCUUUUGUCUUUUUAGCGAUUGAUCUUCAAUUUUCUUGAGAUUUGAAAGUUUUCAAGAGGAGAAGUUGUUCGCAUCUGCUGCCUUCUAGACAAGUGGAAAUUCUGUUUUUUUGCAACAAUGAGUUUUGUUUUCCGAGGGACUAGAGGGGAUAUUGAAAGUGGGUUUUCAGGAUUUAUUCCUGAACGUCCAGCUGUGCGGAUACAUGCAGCUCGACCAGUUAAUUCUAAUUCGCUGGCCUUCCUUGUUACAGUUCUUUUGCUGUUCAUGAUUUUAAACUCUCAUCAAAUGUCACCAAACUUUCUGCUUUGGCUAGUAGUGGGUGUCUUUCUAAUGGCUACGAGUCUAAGGAUGUAUGCAACUUGUCAGCAACUUCAAGCUCAGGCCCGAGCUCACGCUGUGGCAGCUAGUGGUUUGCUUGGUCAUACUGAGUUGCGUUUGCACAUGCCACCAUCAAUUGCUUUUGCUACUAGAGGACGCUUACAAGGACUAAGACUCCAACUUGCACUUCUUGACCGUGAAUUUGAUGAUCUAGAUUAUGAAACCCUCAGAGCAUUGGAUUCUGAUAAUAUUUCCACAACUCCUUCAAUGAGUGAGGAAGAGAUAAAUGCUUUACCCGUUCACAAGUACAAGGUUCCUGGAACAGAGAGUGCUGGAUCAUUACCAAAGCAGGCAUCAUCUUCGUCUGCUCCAGUUGAGGUUUCAAAGAAGAUCUUGGAAACAAAACAAGUCAAUACCUCUAGGAUGGAAAAAAAUCCUGUAAUCAAUGGGUUCCAACCCGAUCCGACCUGAAAGGAUCAGGUUUUCUUUAUGAAAUCGGGUUUGGGUCAUGGUGGGUUUUUCAAGAUGGUUGGUUUCAAGUUGGCGUUGGGUUUAGGGAAAACCUUUCCUAUAUAUAACAUAUUAUUUAUGUUAUGAUGAAUUGCAUUACAAAGAAAAACUAAAAAAAAAAAAAAAAAAACUAUGCAGUGUAAUUUUUUUGGGAUUUCACUGCCUAGUUAAUAUUUAUUAUAUUAUACUGUUAUUAUGUUUUGAUAAAAGGUAUAAAAAAUGAAAACUGUGACAUAUCAGGUCAGGUAUAUUAUUUACUUUUGGGGUCGAGGUGAGCAAAAACCACCCUGCCCUGUCUCCUUUUCAUAUUCAAUGCUGACCUAGUCAGAGAGAGCAUUUAAGUGUUCCAAGGCAAUUUGCCUCUGAGUCUGCAUCUUUCUGAACUAUAUGUACAUA
Molecule: messenger RNA, 1532 nt
Organism: Gossypium arboreum
Lineage: Eukaryota; Viridiplantae; Streptophyta; Magnoliopsida; Malvales; Malvaceae
Product: E3 ubiquitin-protein ligase SDIR1-like
Exons: 8
Coding region: 426-1097 (223 amino acids)
Source: RefSeq, a predicted model, not a curated record